CUAUUUUUUUUUUUGAUAAUUUUAAAUGCAAGUCACUGUUCUUCAUCGACAUGUAGCCAAACCAAGUAAGCUGGAACGAUUUCCACUGUUUGUCUAGAAUCUGGAUAAGCCGCGCACUGACCAAUUUCACCAACCGAACCCAUUCUAGAAUCCGACGCCGGUGUCAUGGUUUGCCAAGAGGGGUGAAAUGAAGAAGUUUGCAGGAUGUUCCCUGGUCGUUUCAUUUGCUCCCACAGGUUCCAAUAUCCUUAAAAACAAUGGCAGAUUCCCACUACUUAUAUCUCGUAGGAAUAAGUUCAGCUAUAGGUUAUUUUCUACUCGUGUUCUGAAAGCACAAUUACAUGAUAAGCCUGGGGUGGUUUCCAGAUACUAUCUUCCUCCUUGGUUUAGUGUUGCUCCAAUGAUGGAAUGGACGGACAAUCACUAUAGGACUCUAGCACGCCUCAUAUCAAAACAUGCUUGGCUGUACACGGAGAUGGUUGCAGCUGAAACAAUUGUUCAUCAAAAGGACAAUCUGGACAGAUUCUUGGCAUAUUCUCCAGACCAACACCCCAUUGUGCUUCAAAUUGGAGGGAGCAAUAUAGAAAAUUUGGCUAAAGCAACUGAGCUUGCUAAUGCUUAUUGUUAUGACGAGAUCAACUUAAACUGUGGAUGCCCUAGUCCAAAAGUUGCUGGGCAUGGGUGUUUUGGUGUGAGUCUUAUGCUUAACCCCAAGUUUGUUGCUGAGGCCAUGUCAGCAAUUGCUGCCACCACGAAUGUACCUGUCAGUGUCAAAUGUCGAAUUGGUGUGGAUGAUCAUGAUUCUUAUAGUGAGCUUUGUGAUUUCAUAUACCAGGUUUCUUCUUUAUCACCCACUAAGCAUUUUAUAAUUCACUCAAGGAAGGCACUGCUCAAUGGUAUUAGCCCUGCUGAGAAUAGAAGCAUUCCUCCUCUAAAAUAUGAAUACUUCUAUGGCCUCCUACGUGACUUUCCUGACCUAACAUUUACAAUCAAUGGCGGCAUUACUAGUGUUGAAGAGGUCCUUGCGGCUCGAGAAGCUGGGGCUCAUGGUGUUAUGGUCGGACGUGCAGCGUACACCAAUCCUUGGCAUAUUUUGGGGCACGUAGACUCUGCAAUUUAUGGUACACCAAGUCCUGAUCUUACACGUCGUCAGGUCCUUGAAAAAUAUCUAACCUAUGGGGAAUCGGUCAUGGGAAAAUACGGACGUAGGCCAACUAUGCGAGAUAUUGUGAAGCCUUUACUCAAUCUUUUCCAUUCAGAACCUGGGAAUGGACUUUGGAAGCGCAAAGCUGAUGCUGCUUUCAAAAAUUGCACGACUGUCGAAUCAUUUUUUGAAGAAACCCUUGUCGCAAUUCCCGACUCAGUAUUGGAUUCGCCUGUUGCCAAACUACCACCUGGCCGUAGAGAUCUUUUUGCCAACAUAGACAAUUUAUUGCCUCCGCCAUACAAAACAAGAGAAGAAGAGGCAGUAGUCAUUUGCGCUUAAGUUCAUGUGUAUUCUGCAAACCCAAGUUGAGCUCAUUGCCUUUAUUUAUUUAUUUUAAAUCGAGUAAUAGGUCUCAUGUAACAGUAUUAUCAAUAAAACAUGAAUGCAUAGUUAUAUUUUU
Vigna umbellata (rice bean) is the source of this 1607-nucleotide messenger RNA. RefSeq lists its product as uncharacterized. Gene Ontology annotation, molecular function: tRNA dihydrouridine synthase activity; flavin adenine dinucleotide binding. Lineage: Eukaryota; Viridiplantae; Streptophyta; Magnoliopsida; Fabales; Fabaceae. Gene Ontology annotation, biological process: tRNA dihydrouridine synthesis. The record is from RefSeq and is a predicted model, not a curated record.